AUGUGCGCGAGCGACACUGGGCCGCUCGUGAUCGACGGCGAGACGUUUGGCGUCAAGGGCCGGCUCGGCAGUGGGCACUAUGGCAGCGUCCUGCUCGGAGAGAGUGCGAGGCACGGAUCCGUGGCCGUCAAGCUAGGAGUUGACCUGACGCACGAGGCCGCUGUGCUGCGCUCCUUGGGCACGGCCGCCGGCUUUGCGCCUGCCAUCUACCACGCGCAGAGCGAUGCGAUCGUGAUGGAGCUACUCGGCCCAUCGGUGCAGACGCUGUGGGAGACGACGACCUCAAUGACCUUCUUUUCCGGUCCGACCGUGCUGCGUCUCGGUCGCGGCAUGAUGCGCUGCCUGAGAGCACUGCAUGAGGCGGGUUGGGCGCACAACGACGUCAAGCCAGCCAAUUUUCUCCGCGGGGCUUCAGGGUCGGAGCUGCACCUGAUUGACUUCGGCCUCGCGAGCCGGAUCGGUGCCGGAGACCGCGCAGUCGGCGAAGUCGGCACGCCGCUGUUUGCCAGCUUCGCCGGCCAGACGGGCUCUCGGCCCACCCGCGGUGUGGACGACCUGGAGUCGCUCGUCUACUGCCUCACCUUUUUGGCGAGCGGCGGCCUGCCGUGGGAGAGGAAGUCGCACGCCCGGACGGCCUUCAUGAAGGGCCGGAUGCUCACCGACGAGGGCUGCGAGCUGCUCACCGACAGCUGCGCUGCCUCGGGCCUCACCGACGACAUCCCCUCGCCGCAGCUUGUGGAGGCGUUGCAAGCAGUCUGGGCAGAGGUGGUCGCCUGCCAAGAGGGCCAGAGGAUAAAUUACGAAGCAUGCCUAGCUGCACUGACUGACUGUGGCCCAGCAGACGAGGUGUGA
This is a messenger RNA of Emiliania huxleyi CCMP1516, 852 nucleotides long. RefSeq lists its product as hypothetical. Gene Ontology annotation, biological process: protein phosphorylation. Lineage: Eukaryota; Haptophyta; Isochrysidales; Noelaerhabdaceae. The transcript has a single exon. Bases 1 to 852 code for a protein of 283 amino acids. The record is from RefSeq and is a predicted model, not a curated record. Gene Ontology annotation, molecular function: protein kinase activity; ATP binding.